AUGGUCAACAACGAUGAUGAUGAUGACGCUAAUUUAGAAGCUGAAAUGGCUGCGAUCGCUGGCAUAUCACCAUCAAAAGAUAAAAAAAAAUCAAAGUCAAAAGAAGAUGAACUAAAUGAUUUCAUUGAUGAAGAUGACGAUAUGGCUCACACGGAGACAGCAGUCAAGGCCAGUGAUGAAGCAAAGUCUCUUACUACAGAUGAUACCUUAGCAGCUUUGCAAGAUAGGAAAGCAAUGUACGAAGCUGCACUAACAUUUGCUACACAGUCCAAUGAUAGUUCACGUAUGAGAAGGAUUACUCGUGGCUUAAAGGAUUUGGAUUCCAUGAUUAAAAGUGCUUCUUCCGGUAAACUCAUAAAUUUGGAUGAGAUGCCAGGGCCUGUAAGUGUUGGUGUUUCGCCAGCUCGACCCAGAAGUGAUGAUAAGCCUUCAGAAACCGUAAAAGCUGAAGCCGAUAACAAAAUUCAAAUAUUAACUGAAAGACUCUCUCAGUAUAAGAAGGCAGCGCUUGCUGCCAAGAAGGAUAAUAACAUAGAAUUGGCCAAGCAAUUUCUAAUAAUUUCCAAGAAAAUUGAGUCAAUGCUAGAAUCGGUAAAAGCUGGAAACGACAUAGAUAUUUCGGCUUUAGACCCGCCUACUUACCAUGCAAAACCUCCUUCGGCAGCACCACCAGAAGUAUCACCUUCAUCGGACCUACCUGCAAGCGAUGAAACUCUUGAUGACUCUGCAGCCCCAGUGAGUACGUUGGAUGCUCUGACAAUGCGGAUACAACGGUUUUCAACUAUUAUUGAAGCAGCUAAAGAAGCAGGAAAUGGCUCAAAAGUCCGUCGUCAUACAAGACUUCUAAAGGAAGUACAAAAUGCCAUGAAAUGUUUUAAACAAGGCUUAUCGUAUGACUGGGAAGCCGUUCCGACACUGCCAGGACUUCCCCCAGUACCGCCACCCGAUUCUGGAGAGUCAAACAAAUCUAGUGUUACUGCAAGUCCUAAGAAAUCUGGUGGUAAUCCUGCAGCUCCUGUAGAUACUAUGGAUGCAUUACUCAUGAGACUUGAAAAAUUUGAAAAGGCAGUCGAAACAGCCCAAGAAAAUGGUAAUGAAGCAAAAGCAAGACGCUCUGGAAGGAUUGUUACACAAAUUCAACAAGCAAUUGCACAUCUUAAAGCCGGCAAACCGUAUGAUUGGGAAUCUAUACCGGAAUUACCAGGUUUUGCUCCCAUUCCGUUGCCCAAUACAAGCCAGCAACCUGUUAAGGCAUCUAUUGAAGCUAGCGCUUCUAAAGUCACUCCCAAAUCGUCCCCCACUAAGAUGCCGACCCGAAAUCAGCAACAGCUGAAAUUUCUCUUAGAUAGACAACAUCAAUUCAAAGCUGCUGCUCUAGCAGCAAAGAAGAAAGGAAAUAUUGAUACUGCCAAGGAUUAUCUGAGAAAAGCCAAGGGCUUUGAUCAGAUGAUUGAAGCAGCUGAAAGUGGAUUACCUUGUGACUUGAGCAAUUUACCUCCACCACCUAAUCUUGAAUCAGACUCAAAUCAAACAGCGGAUAAGAAUCAAACUGUCGAUGGGCCUAUUUCUGCUAGUGAUGGGGAUGCAAACGCCCUAUAUGAACGACUAGAUGCUGCGAUAAUCAAACAGAUGGAGGUUUGCUUGCAAAAUACUCAAUAUUAUGCCAAACUGGGGGACUUGGAGAAUUCAAAACGAUACGAAAAACUAGGAGCCGAGUGCCGUAUUAGUUUAGACUAUCUUCGAAAUUCAAAGUCUCAUAAAGAUCCAGUUCCACGUUUUCAUUAUGAAAUUAAAAAAUUCACCGUCAUCAAGUCCUUUUCGGAAAUUAGUAGUUCGGAAGCCUAUAUUAAAGUAUCUCGGUGUAUUAAUCUACCUCUGCCGUCAGGAUACACCGCGAACGAUUUCCAUUGUUACGUUGCUUAUGAAUUUCCGUUCCCUUCGGAUGCCCCUCAAAGUGGACGAACAAGUACUGUCAAGCACACAGUUAACCCAGAAUUCAGUGACGAAAUUAAAGUCAAGAUUGAUAGAAAGCAACGAUCGCUAGCUAGAAUCUUUAAGCGCCAAUCAUUAAAGCUAGAAUUGCUUUACGAAAGAGGUUUUCUUCAACGCGAUAAACUAUUAGCUCAAGCAAAUAUUAAAUUAGCUGGUUUGGAAAGUAAAUGCGAAGUUCAUCAAUGUGUUGAUUUAAUGGACGGUCGACGGCCUUGUGGUGGUAAAAUAGAAGUCAGCAUUCGUAUCCGCGAGCCAGUUUCCGAAAAAGAAAUCUCAGAAAUUCAGGAAAGAUGGCUCGUAUUGGAUACAAGCUCUGGAGUACCUCAUAUUGAGAAUUUAGCUGGCGCUGCAUUGGCACCUUCAAUCCGCAAUAAAACUGCCAAAGCGUCUAAUACCACUUCAGCUAAAAGCAGCUCAACAACUCCAAACUAUAGUAGUUUAGCUGUGUUAAAAUCUGAAUGCCAGCGAAUCGAAAAGCAGAUGAUAAGCAUUAAGUCGAAAGGUACAUCUCCUCCAAAGAACUUAUCGACAGCAUUGAAGCAUUAUAAGGAUCUAGCAGGUGAUCUAGAAAAGAAAUUGAAGUCAGGAGGCGUGUCAGCCUGGAAAGAUUAUACCCAGAAUCUGGAAAAGAAAAUUCAGGAAGAACAUGCACUAGCUGUCCAAUUAAAUACUCAAGGAAAUAAGGCCGGAGCAGUUCAAGCCUUGCAGCGUAAAAAGUUAAUGCAAAGCGAGAUUGUAUCAGCUAGACCAAUGAAAGCAACGCCCUGUUAG
Messenger RNA from Trichoplax adhaerens, 2763 nucleotides. RefSeq lists its product as uncharacterized. The coding region runs from base 1 to 2763 and encodes 920 amino acids. Gene Ontology annotation, molecular function: RNA polymerase II cis-regulatory region sequence-specific DNA binding; DNA-binding transcription repressor activity, RNA polymerase II-specific. The record is from RefSeq and is a predicted model, not a curated record. NCBI's taxonomy places the organism in Eukaryota, Metazoa, Placozoa, Uniplacotomia, Trichoplacea, Trichoplacidae. Gene Ontology annotation, biological process: regulation of transcription by RNA polymerase II. The transcript is spliced from 29 exons. Gene Ontology annotation, cellular component: nucleus.